AUGCUUCUCUCCGCAUUUUCACCACGAGAGCGUGCGCUCGUUGAUCAUCAGCCAGCGCUGCCUCCUUCCUAUCCGCUGGCCGUCCGAAGUCCCUAUCUCUCGACAUGGAUGCCCAGCGAUCAGGUUCAGACGUUGCCGUAUGCGGAGCCUCAGUUCUGGGCGGGACAGAGUCUCACCUGGUCGGUUAUGGCUCGCGUCGAUGGCCAGGCGUACAGUUUGAUGAGCGUCAAGAAUCCGGGCGAGAACAUCCGUCCUGCUAUCGUUCGAAGCGCCGAGUACACUGCGACCCAUUCAGUGUUUACUCUUUCCGCUGGUUCGAUGGUUUUCACUCUGGACUUUUUCUCGCCCAUAUCGCCCUCAAACUAUCUGCGACAGUCCCUCCCUUUCAGCUAUUUGACAGUUUCUAUUUACUCUAGUAUCGACGGAAGAUGGACGGGCAAGCCGCAACACACUACACGUGGUUUCCGUGAGAUCGGCUCCACGGCCGUCUUUUCCUUGGGGUUGAAGAAUGGCGUCCCUUACUCUGAAGUAGAUGACAUGGCCACUUGGGGCGAGGCGAUAUUCGCCUCUCGUCCGACUUCCAGGUCCAAACUCUCCUUCUCAUCCGGUAAACGUGGUGAUGUGCGUUCUCAGUUUGUCAGUACCGGGAGGCUGGUCGACAACCGCCAGUCAUGGGCUCCAGGAGGGAUUGUAGCCCUUUCGCACGACUUAGGAAGGGUUGACAGCCCAGAAUCAGUGACAUUUGCCGUUGGACAUGUGCGCGAAGAGUCCAUUAAUUACCUGGGCAAGCCAUACACCGGUUAUUACCGAUCGCAGUACCCGGAUAGCCACAACGCGGUCUCUUACUUCCUUGACGACUAUGACGACGCUCUGCAGGAGUCCCGGGUGCUCGAUACGGAGAUGGCCAAGCAAGCCAAAGCAGCGGCAGGCCAGAAGUACGCCGAUAUCGUCACACUGUCGGCUCGCCAGGCGUACGGAGGGAUAGAGGUGACCAUUCCUAAUGACACUCUGGACACCACCGAUGUUCUGGCAUUCAUCAAGGAGCUUUCCAGCAAUGGUAACCUCAACACAGUGGAUGUUAUCAUGCCCGCCUUCCCAAUUUACUACGUUCUGGACCCGGACUACAUCCGCCUUUUGCUGGAACCGAUGAUGAGAUACCUGGCUGCUGGCCGCUGGCAAAAGCCGUAUGUAAUCCACGACAUGGGCAAGCAUUACCCCAAUGCCAUCGGGCAUGACGAUCAGAAGGCCGAGCCAAUGCCGAUCGAGGAAUGUGGAAAUCUAAUGGUACUGAUCCUGGCCUACGUGCGAGCAACGGGUGACACCGAAUGGGCCGCCCAGUACACUGACCUCCUGAGGGGCUAUGCGGACUACUUGGUCGAUAAUGGUGUUGAUAUCACCAAGCAGCUGUCUUCCAACGACGCGGCUGGUGCACUUGCCAAUGAGACGAACCUUGCCAUCAAGGCGGCCGUCGGUAUCAAGGCAUUCGGCGAACUAACGGGACUUUCCGAAUACUCUGAAAUCGGCGAAGCGCGCGCGGAUCUGUUCUUCACCCAGGGCCGUGGAACAGACGGGAAUAAGACACACUUCGUGCUGCAAUACCCCGACAAGCCAGCCUCGUGGAAAAUUCCAUACAACCUCUACCCAGAUGUACUACUUGAUCUUCAGACCUUCCCCAAAGCGGCAUACGAAAUGGGAAAUACCUUCUUCAAGUCUGUUCGAGCUGAAUAUGGAGUUCCGUUGGAUAACCGGCAAGACUGGGCCAAGUCGGACUGGAACAUGUGGUUGGCAGGCACAUUUGACGCCGACACUCGGUCUGAGUUUGUGGAUGAUCUUUGGAGUUUCAUGACCAACGGAAAACACAACUGGCCGUUCUCCGAUCGGUACGUUGCCACAUCCGCCAAGGGACGGAGCCCUGGGGUGCCUGUGUUGUGCCGAGCUCGCCCAACAGUGGGUGGUCAUUUUGCCCUGAUGGCACUACAAGGGCCCAAAUCUCUUCAGGCUGCUGUGUCGAGGCAGCCCCGUCCUCCACACAACUUCGGUCCUCAAGGCUAUCCCCUCCCCAACGGUGCUGUUCCUUCUGGUCCCGUCCCCGGCGCCGCCCCUCUCCUUCCCAACAAUGGUCGAAUCAUUCAGAAUGGUCCCGUCAGAGUGCUGUGCAUUGCGGACGUGCGAGGUAAUCUGAAGUCCUUGAAUGAGUUGGCCAGGCAGGCCCGUGCAGACCAUAUCAUCCACACUGGUGACUUCGGUUUCUACGAUGACACUUCGCUCGAGCGCAUUGCAGACAAGACUCUUAAGCACGUGGCCCAAUACUCUCCCCUGCUCCCCGAGAAUGUCAAGCGCACGAUCGCCCAGACUCCUCCCCAGCAGUCGAUCAAGCAACGAUUCACCCCCGAUCAGCUACCCCUCUCAGAGCUUCCCAUGCUGCUCGACAAGCGGCUCACCCUCGAUGUUCCUGUCUACACUGUCUGGGGUGCCUGCGAGGAUGUUCGUGUGUUGGAGAAGUUCCGUUCGGGAGAGUACAAGGUUGACAAGCUGCACAUCAUCGAUGAAGCCAACUCGCGGCUACUCGACAUUGGCGGUGUGAAGCUCCGUCUCCUGGGUCUGGGAGGAGCUGUGGUUAUGCACAAGCUGUUCGACAAUGGCGAGGGCAAGACUACUAUUGCUGGUGGUCAAGGCACCAUGUGGACAACCCUACUGCAAAUGGGAGAGCUGAUUGACACAGCAAACCGUGUAUACGACCCCUCAGAGACCCGGAUCUUCGUCACGCACGCGUCGCCGGCUCGUGAGGGCAUGCUGAACCAGCUGUCGGUCACGCUCAAGGCCGAUUUCUCCGUCUCCGCUGGCUUGCACUUCCGUUACGGCUCGUCCUACAACGAAUUCUCCGUCAACCCCUCCCUCGACCACUACCGGGGCAAGCUCGCCGCUUCCAAGGCUUCCUUCAAUGAUGUGUGGGAGACUGUCCGCGGCGAGGUCGAGGCCGCCAUUUCGCAGAACGAGGCUCAGAAGACUUUGCUCGACAAUGCCCUGGAGGUGGUCACCAAGAUGCCUACCGUUGCCAACGGUGGCAACCCGUUCGGUGGACCUGCUGCUCCCGGCAACGCAGCUGGCCAGGUCGACGAAAGCGCCUUCAAGAACAUGUGGAACUUCAACUUGGCGGACGCAGCAUUCGGCUUCUUGGUGCUUGAGAUCGAGUCGGGCCGCAUCGCUACCGAAAUGCGCGCUCAAGGAUUCAACUUUGCCCACCGUACUGGCAAGCCCCAGCCCGCUGGCCCAGCCCAGCCCGCUCCCGUCCCCGCUGGCGCCCCCGCUGGAAUUGCCUCGCCUCGCGUUCCCGGAGCUGCUCCCCAAUUCGGUCAGGCCCAACCUGUUCCCGCCCGCACGGGUCCCCUUCCCCAACAGCAGGCCCCAGCUCAGGCCAAGGCUCCCGCCGCCGCUCCCGCUCGUACAUCCCCCGUUCCCGUGAUUCCUAAGCCUGCUACGCCGCAGCCUGCCGUGACGUCCCCGGAGAGAACCACGACCACCGAGGCCAAUGGUACCGCUCAGCCUGAGAAGCCCUCCGAAUCUCCGCUGCCCAAGAUUGAGAAGAAGCAGAGCAACGGCCUCUUCGUCUCGAACGUUGAGAAUGAACAAGCUGUGCGUGAUCUCUUCCCCGAGGAAGACAAGGCCAAGAUCACAAAGAUUGAGAAAUGGGGCAAAUACAACAACCAUGUCGUCCACUUCGCGACUGUCGAGGAGGCCAAGGCUGCUCUCGAUCGCCAGCCUGCCGAGCACAAGAAGCCUACCCCUGCCGGUCAGCCCCGUAAGCCCAACAUCAAGUUCUUCGAAGACCGGGGCAGCCACCGCGGCAAUGCCGGUACAUGGCAGAGCAGCAACCGUGGUGCCAACGCCCCCCAGCGCGGGUACCAGAGCGGAGGUGCCAGUGACAGCGAGACUAACCGCGGACGUGGAUUCCGUGGCCGAGGUGGUGCUGGCCGCGGCGACCGGGGCGGACGUGGCGGCCGUGGCGGUCGCGGUGGGUUCAACAAGGGAGGUGCUCCGACUUCAGACUCGGGACCAGGCGACAAGCCCGCUGCAACUGGAGGCGACGCUUGA
This is a messenger RNA of Aspergillus neoniger CBS 115656, 4092 nucleotides long. RefSeq lists its product as uncharacterized. NCBI's taxonomy places the organism in Eukaryota, Fungi, Ascomycota, Eurotiomycetes, Eurotiales, Aspergillaceae. The coding region runs from base 1 to 4092 and encodes 1363 amino acids. The transcript is spliced from 6 exons. Gene Ontology annotation, biological process: carbohydrate metabolic process. The record is from RefSeq and is a predicted model, not a curated record.